UCGCAGCAAUUCGUCAACGAAGCAACCCAAAAACCGAACAUUUGUCAAUUGUCUCCCCACCGAGGAUCACUAAGGAUUACCAUCAAAAAGAGCAGAAAGAGCAGCAGGGAUCAUGUUCGUUCGUCCACUCAUUAUUGGUUGCCUCCUGGCACUCCUGGCCGUGGCUCAGGCACGCCCACAGUAUGGCUAUGAGCAGCCCGGCCCUGGGCCCACGGAGCCCCACAUUUUCAUUGGUGGCAAUGGCAACGGCAACGGCAACGGAAACGGCAACCACAUUGGCGGUGGCCUGGUGGCCAUUCAACCACAUCGCGGCGGCGACAAGUACCUGCCGCCGGCCAGCACCACCCAAGCGCCGAUCAUCAACAAGAAAUUCUACGUGGUGUCGGCGCCCGAGGACCACAGCAACGAUGGCAAGGUGAAGCACUUGGUGCUGGGUCGCCCGCAGAAGAACUAUCGGGUGGUGUUCAUCAAGGCGCCGGCGGGCGACAAUGCCAAUGUGAAGUAUUCGGCCGAGUUUGCGCCGCAGGAGGAGAAGACCGUCAUCUAUGUGCUGUCCAAGAAGGACAACGAUCUGGAUGCCACGGACAUUGCCACGCCAGCACCCACGCAGCCCAGCAAGCCGGAGGUCUUCUUCAUCAAGUACAAGACCGACGACGAGGCCAAGCAGGCGCAGCACGAGAUUCAGGGACAAUACGACAAGCUGGGCGGCACCAACGAGUACCAGGAGGACAAUAAUGCGCCGAUUACGUCGGUCAUUGGCAGCUUGGAUGGCCUCAAUCCCGAUGGCAGCUACAACUAUCGCCAGAUUGGCAAUCGGCCAUCGAGCUCACCCAGUGCCCAGUAUCUGCCCAGUUUGCUGAAGCAUUAAUCAACACACAAUCAUCGCUCCUCCCCCACACACACACACACCCAUUAGUUCAGUUCAGUGUUGCAUAAUUUUAAGAUUCAACUGCACCUCUCUUUUUUUUGGUAUUUUUUUUUGUUAUUUGUUGCCAAUAAAGUUU
Molecule: messenger RNA, 1004 nt
Organism: Drosophila guanche
Lineage: Eukaryota; Metazoa; Arthropoda; Insecta; Diptera; Drosophilidae
Exons: 1
Coding region: 113-868 (251 amino acids)
Source: RefSeq, a predicted model, not a curated record